Rhopalosiphum maidis (corn leaf aphid) is the source of this 1548-nucleotide messenger RNA. It is a transcript of the gene Rad17, whose product is annotated as cell cycle checkpoint protein RAD17. The record is from RefSeq and is a predicted model, not a curated record. Lineage: Eukaryota; Metazoa; Arthropoda; Insecta; Hemiptera; Aphididae. Gene Ontology annotation, biological process: DNA repair; mitotic DNA replication checkpoint signaling; DNA damage checkpoint signaling. The transcript is spliced from 3 exons. Bases 1 to 1500 code for a protein of 499 amino acids. Gene Ontology annotation, molecular function: chromatin binding.
AUGAAGAUUAGAGAUAUUUUAAGAUCUCUAAUCUUCAUACUAAUAGACAACUACGUUAUUUUUGGAUUUACAAAUUUGAAAACGAUAAUGAGUCCUGAAAAAAAAGCAUGGAUUAAACCAUCUUUUGAAGAGAUUCCAUCAACAAUAAAGUUAUUGAAGCAAUCUAGUAAAAAAAGGCCUCUUUCUCAAAGUGAAAAUAAAAAUUCUGAUUGGUGUACUAUUUACACUCCUCAGUCUGUUUCUAAAUUAGCUAUACAUAAUGGUAAAGUAAAAGAAGUAAAAUAUUGGUUUGAAAAUGUAAAUAGCAAUUUGUUGAUUAAAAGUAAAAUCUUACUUGUUACUGGACCAACGGGAUGUGCUAAAGCAACUGCAGUGAAAGUGAUUGCCAAACAGUGUGGUUUCAUUUGUUUAGAAUGGAUAACCCCUAUGACUACUGAACCAAUUUAUGAUCAAUGCACUAACAGUUAUUGUUACCAAAAUAUACAAGACAAGUUCCAAGAUUUUAUUUGGGGUGCAACAAGAUACCGUAGUUUAAAAUGUGGUGUUUCUAAUAGUCAAUUUUUGUUGAUUAAAGAUAUUCCUAAUAUUUUUCUAGAUAAACCAGAUGAGUUUCAUGAUAUUAUGAUGCGUUUUAAUGCACUCUCACAAUUUCCAAUUGUGUUUAUAAUUAACAAUGAGAAAAUUAUACGUGAUCUAUUUUCUACAGAAAUCUCAGAAAAAUUGAAAGUGCAACAAAUUAAAUUCAACCCAAUCACUAGAAAAUCUGUCCUGUCUGUAUUGGAACAAAUUGUCAAAUCUGAACAACAGAAGAAUAAAUUAUUAAGGAUACCUAAUUCUACAGAAAUGAAUGCUAUAUAUGAUGAGACUAACGGGGAUCUGAGAGCAUCAAUAUUAAAUUUAAGUUUUACUUGUAUGAACGUCCAAAACAAAAUCAGUAAAAAGUGUUCUAUUGCUUCAAUGGAUCAGAGCCUAGAUUUAUUUCAUUCUGUCGGUCGUGUUAUAUAUCCAAAGAGAGAGGUGAUUAACUCGCCACUCAAAUUUAAAUUUACUCAUAACCCUGAUAACCUGGUUGAAAAUUUUGCAAUGCAACCAAGUACAGUUUUGGGGUUUCUUCAAGAAAACUAUUUAACUCGCUUCUCGAGUUUAACUGAUAUUUGCAAAGGAGCUGAUGCAAUCAGUACCGCUGAUGUAAUGCUAAGUUCAGAUUUUAUGUUUGGUGUUUCUAUAUAUGAUAUUAGUUUGUCAUCAUUAUCAGUAGCUGUCAGAGGAUUAAUGUUGGCAAAUGAAAAACCCAUCAAAACAUUUAGACCUAUUGUUAAGCCUAAACAUUUCCAAUAUACUAAUGAUAUACAAAUGUAUAAGGAUAUUAAAGGAUGGUUUGAUGAUGUACAUGAAUCUCCAAAAAAUAUAUUGUUAGACAUUGUUCCAUUUGUAAAUGAAUUGGGAACUGAUAGACAAAAGAAUGUAGCUAAAGAAUUGUGGAGUUUUAAAAGAAAAUAAUGACUUAGUGAGACUAGAAAUAAUUUAUAUCCCUAUAAAUGUAUUGUU